Dicrocoelium dendriticum is the source of this 5036-nucleotide messenger RNA. NCBI's taxonomy places the organism in Eukaryota, Metazoa, Platyhelminthes, Trematoda, Plagiorchiida, Dicrocoeliidae. The record is from the annotation of a GenBank genome assembly.
GCAGUCGCACGAUAGUUUCACCGCAUCCUGGUAUUAUCCUGCCUAAAUUUGUGAUUAAUUUACUAAGACAUUCGGAUGCUUUAUACGAAGUUUUGUUGCCAUACUUGCGUCUUCGAAAAUUUACUUGGUGUGCUGGCGUCCUAUUCUUUACUUUCCCUGGCAAUAAUUUGUUUGUCCAAACAAUGAAAUCUUACUCGGAAAGUUCUAGAUCAACAACGCACGAUAUAGUAGUUUGUGUGCAUUUUCUAGACUCUUCUUCAGAAAGAUUUCAUUUAUCCGUUCUUGCGUUGGGUCAAGAUUUGUACAAUUUGGUCGUUGAACAUCUGAAACUAGUGGAAUAUGACUACUUCGAUUUGGAGUAUAUUAACAAGGACGGCCAUACGUUUUGGUUGGAUCACAUGAAGCCCCUACGGAAGCAACACACUGUCCACAAAGAUUAUGUGUACACAUUCGCUGUCAAAUUCUACACCCCACAUCCUAACCUGAUGGAAGACGAAUUCACCCGGUGUCUCUUCGCUCUGCAGAUCCGAAAGGACCUCCAAAGCGGUCGGCUAACUUGCUCGGAGAACACUGCUGCUUUAUUGUCCGCAUUCAUAGUUCAAAGCCAUAUCGGUGAUUUUUUGGAAGAUAUCUACUUGAACCAUUCCUAUUUAUCCAGUUUCCAACUGCUUCCCACAACCACUACGAAUUUUCUCAAGAAAGUGGCCAUGUGUCAUCGGAGUGUCUUAGGUCAAUCUCCGGCAGAUGCGGACUACAACCUUCUGGACACUGUUCGGAAAGUAGAACUCUAUGGCACACGUAUGCAUCCCGCUAGAGACAGCACCGGUAACAAUGUUCAUCUGUCCGUCACACAUGCUGGUAUUCUGGUCUACCAGCGUCAGUCCAAGGUCAAUACAUUCUCUUGGGCUCGAAUCAGGAAGCUGAGUUUCAAGCGCAAACGUUUUAUCUUGAAGUUGCAUUCGGAACGUUUACAAACAGUCGAGUUCUUGUUCGACUCACGGGAUGAAUGCAAAAGUUUUUGGAAGCAGUGUAUCGAGCACCAUGCAUUUUUCCGCUGUCAAGCCGUUCGACAAACCAACCAGCGUCGUGGCCUAAUGCUCACGAAAGGCUCUUCCUUCCGAUACACCGGCCGGACGCAGAAGCAAUUAUUGGAUUACGUGCGUGACAAUUAUGUGAAACUGUCUCACUUUGAAAGGUCGCCAUCUGUCAACCGUGUUUUAACCGCGCCUGUGCCAGGCACUCUACUUCGGGAACUGAUGGCCACUCAGGUGAGUUCUGCAUCUGGACCUCGAUCGAAUGCGGAGGCACAUUCUGACUACGGACCUGCUACCAGCUACCGUUCUCAAGCGCGGCCUCAGACUGAUCCUGCUCAACGGACGCACUUAACAGAUAGCUGUCUAUCUUGCCCUUCUACUCGUCCCUUCGCUAUCGCUGCCCCAAUAUUGCAGCAGCAAACCGAACACUCUUCCAGAAAGACGCUACGGCAGGUGCGUAGAGGCUCUUUGGCUAAUGAAGCCGCACUACCUAAUACACUCCCUCGCGCGUCACAUUUGCUUUCAGCCAUGGGUGGUACUGCCAGUUCUGGCAGUUACACUAUGAAUAGUUCUGUAUCAGCCGGGUCCCCAGCAGCUUCAAACAGUCCCGUGAGCAGCCCACAGCCGGAUAAGAAGGUGUCAUUACCCUCCACCGAUUGUCCUACCCAAUUCGUCCUUACAAACCAGCUGGAACUGCAACAUUUAUCCUUUCAGCCAUUGUCUUCGGCUCAAGUUGGACCCGCGAUAGCACCGUUGGUGUCAUCUAACUUGCGCGCGUCUCUCCAGAAGUCCGUCAGCCCUACCCAGGCCGGAGUUGUCUAUGCUAGAUUGCCAGGCUCGGCUUAUCAGAGAACAUUAGGCAUGGCUGUGUUGCCCACCAAUCCUGGUAUGCACACAUCACUACUCUUCCCUUCACAAACGCCGAAUGUGUCACAUUUGAGAUGCGGCGUACCCGUUGUCGCCUUCGAAACCAGCGCAAGUGGCUUGGCGUCUACCGCUGUGGUGCCCAUAACCACUGUUCAGUCCGCAGCUGUUCGUCUCCCUACCCAGUCAGGCACCGCGGUUGGAGAAGUAACCGGAGUGAUGUCUCAGGCAGCUCGCUUCAGAGUCCCCCCGGGCUACGCUGUGCUGGCCAGAACUACUGAACUGGGUACGCUGAGUAAUCAAGUCAUCUACCUUGAUCCAAACACAGGAAAGCCUUUGCUUCCGGUCUUCCCAAGCGGCGGACAAAGGCUGUUAGACAGCCACCAAACAAAAGGGAUACAAAUGCCUGGUACUCAUGUGGUCAAAUGCUCACCAGUUUCGACCUCCACACAAGACAUAGCGGCGACUCAGCCAAGUGUAAAUCGGCCCCACUCUCCCGUAGUUGACAAGACCCCUGCAAUUGGCGAGCUUGUAACACGGUCCUCAGAAGAGAGACCAGCGAACGGAUCGGAACUUCGAAGUAAACCUUACAGACUGGCCCCACCAGCUCCUGAACGUCGCGACAGCAAACUCUGCAGUCUCCAAUCCGCUCCAACUGAUCGCUGUUCCUUGGAUGCGUAUCAACAAUCUUCAUCGAAGCCGUUUGCGUGCGAUUGGUCUCAAAAGGCUGACAACAUUAAUCUAAUCGAUUCAGGAGCAGAAAACGAUGAUCUCGGUUCACCACAAUCAUUGCAUCCUUUGGCUACUGGGUUGAUCACUGGUCCGAAUGGAUUACAUUCUGUGUCUUGUCUCAGUUUAGCCACCCGAAGUGCACUCAGUGCGCGUAAUUUGUGCACCAAUGCUAGGGACGAUUCUGAAAAUAAUAGCAGAGCGAGCACACCUGAGCUAAACUGUUUCGGCACUCCUGGAGGCUGCCAAAGUGAUACAGAACGUUCCUCCCAUCGACUUGGACAUUCGUCGCACAGUGACCGCGAUCUGGAUGAGGCCGGUGACCAGUACUCUCCCUUCGGUCCACGCAACAGGGGUCGCUCCAGAUCUGCUUCAUGUCGCUAUUCCCAUCGUCCCCACCAUCAUCGCCAGAGAGUUCGACACCCACGUUGUCACUCGGCCAUAGACCCUUCGAUGUCGGUAUCCGAAGGGAAUGAUCAGAGAAUUGCGGCAUCGGCAAGUGAAUCCCCUGGUAUCAUUCCAUCUGUUGCACAGCAUCACAUCCCGACCUCAGUACAACGUGCGAUUCUACUCCCGGGCGACGCUGCCUACCACAUUAUCAGCGAUCUUGUAAUGACCGAGCGAACGUAUGGCCGAAAUCUCAGUGUAGUCUGUGUGUGUUUUCGUCACACAGUAACAUGGCUUGAUGAGGAUCCUCCCACUAAUAGGACGAAUGUACGUCUUCCCGAUGACCUGGCCAACAAUUUAUUUAAUCUACUCGAUCCUAUUUACUCGGAACACCAGAAGGUACUGGCUAGUUUUGAAGCACGUCUAGUCGCUUGGAACGGAGUUGGAAAUAGUGAAGGUGGAACCGUUCCACGUCAUGCAACUGGAGAAUCUUCCGUUAGUUCCGAAAUGUCUUCUGUGGGAGGACGCCAGCCCCCAACUCACCGCGUCGGCGAUAUAUUUUUGGCACACGUCAACAUGCUAUUAUACUACCAGAAAUUCAUCACCGAAGUGGAGCAGCUCAUACUAUUACUGGAGAAGGCAAUGCGUUCCGAACCACAAUUGGAAGUAACUCUGCGAAGAUUCGAAGCACAAAAAUUCUGCUACUUACCCCUUUAUGUAUUUCUGCUGAAGCCAAUGCACCGGCUGCUGCAGUAUCGUGUUGUUCUAGAGCGACUGAUGAGGCAAUACGGGGAGGCGCACGCGGACGGUCCUGAUUGUCGGGCGUUUCACUCCCGUCUAUUGGAUCUCAUCCAGUCGCAGUGGGACUCAUAUAGGAAGGCAGAGAACACUUACAAACUACUAGAAAUUCAGCGCGAUCUAUGCGGUUUGAUGCCCUUCCCUAUUCAGUCACCAGACGAGCAACAUUCCCAGGGGAAGUUAGCCCACCCUGCUGGACCCUUGUUCCGUAUUGGACGACAAUUUAUCAGGGAGGGAUGGCUCCAGAAACUCACAAAAAAGGGAUAUCAGCCCCGUAUAUUCUUUCUUUUCUCUGAUCAACUGAUUUACGCGAGUCGGACGACGACUACAGUACCACAGUUCAGAGUACACGGCCAAUUUCCGCUCUACGAUCUCAUGGUGGAGGAGGCGGAACCGGCUCAUAGCUUCACUGUGUUUUCUGGUAACCGCUGCUUUCUGGUUGCCGCCCCAUCCGACUGGCAACGUGAUCGUUGGCUAGAGGAUAUUUCGAGAGCGAUCUUAGCCGCAAAAACCAGACCUUCCCCGAAGAUGGAUAUGGCACGCAGUGUAUAUGGUGUAGUUCUGGACGCAAAAUCUGAUGCACUGCACUGUGCACUCCCGGGCGGAUUAUCCGAUACGCUUCAAAGAGCUACCACGGCUGCGCACGUUUGCUGGCACCGGUGUUAUACAUACUCCAUGCAAGACAUUUUGAGAGCCAACGAGUAUGAAACAAGUGGUUACCUACUCCGGAAAUUCAAAAACAGUAACGGUUGGCAACGGCUAUGGGUGGUCUUCGCACAAAACUGCUUAUUCUUCUACAAAAGCUACCGUGAGGACUGUCCGCUGGCCAGUUUACCACUGUUAGGAUAUACAAUCACUACACCGGGACCUGGAGACAGAAUUCGAAGGGACAAUGUGAUCAAGUUGCAAUUCAAGAAUCAUGUGUACUUUUUCCGUGGAGAGACUUUCCACUCUUUCGAACGCUGGCUUGAAUAUCUCAGCGGUGCGGCUGGCACAAGCGCCCGUUUCAAAAGAUGAACAGUGAAGAAAGCAUGCUGGUUGCUCGAAGAUGGGGUGCAAUACGACGUGAUGUCCGAGAAUAGGACCUGACAGUUUUGUACAACAACGCUCAUCAUACCAUGAAAUAUACACACGUUUCUUCCUUUCCUAAUAAUUUCCGCCUGAUAUGCCGAUACCACAAAUGAAAUAAGAACGAACAAGACAAAGCAGAAUAACAGAAAAUCU